Molecule: messenger RNA, 2061 nt
Organism: Haliotis rufescens (red abalone)
Lineage: Eukaryota; Metazoa; Mollusca; Gastropoda; Lepetellida; Haliotidae
Product: steroid 17-alpha-hydroxylase/17,20 lyase-like
Exons: 6
Coding region: 59-1603 (514 amino acids)
Biological process (GO): progesterone metabolic process; hormone biosynthetic process
Molecular function (GO): heme binding; steroid 17-alpha-monooxygenase activity; iron ion binding
Source: RefSeq, a predicted model, not a curated record
CUGCAAUAGCUUGUUAACACUGCGAAUCACUUCACAGAAUAGUUCACGUACGUUAACGAUGGACAUGGCGCUUACCUAUCUACUUUCCCUCAUCGUAGGGUUAUUGGUCUGGCUACUUUACCAGAAAUGGUCGAGCUAUCGGAAACGCCCUUUACCCCCAGGACCCUCUGGUGUGAGGGUAUUCUCGGAGAUAAUCAGCGCCCUUCAGUCGCAGAGAGUCCACCUGUCGGCGGUAAAAUGGGCCAAGGAGCACGGCGACAUGUUUUCCGUGAAUGCCAUCGGGAAGACCAUGGUGUUCUUGAACACAUCUGAACUGGUCCGAGAAGUGAUGAACGGUGCGGACUUCAAAGCAGUCACCAACGACAGACCCGAGACCUUCUUCGGUAAAUACGUGGCCAACAACUACAGUAACAUCACAGAGUUCGUGACGUACGACAGCACGUUGGUGUAUUUCAGGAAAAUGUUUCACAACUCUCUGAAACUGUACGGGGACGGUGUUCACAGUUUUGAAGCAUUGGCAUUGGAAGAGCUUCAGAACGUUGCCCACAUUCUGAGUACGUCUUCCGGAAACGUGGACAUGGAAACAGUGUUUUCGGAGUCACUUUUACGUGUAAUUCAUAUUCUGAUAACUGGCGAUAGUGCCCACAGGGAGACGAACAUCAUCGAUGACAUGAAGAACUACAACUUGUGGGGUAAUCGCCUGAACGGCUUCGACGUCCAGACGGUGCUUGCUACCAUCCCCGUGCUGCGGCAUUUCCCUAUCAAACAUGGCCGCAUCUGGCAGAACGCUGUCAAGUAUAGGGACGCCGUGGCUCAAGUAUUUGUCAAGGAUCGGAAGAAGCGAAACACCCUCGGGGAAGAUCGGGGUGGGGUGGUGUCCGUGUUGCUGGAGGAACAGAGACGGAAGGAGGAGCAGCAGCAGCAGCAGCAGGCAGGUGCCCGGGGACUCACGGACGACCAGAUAUCAGCCAUCACACUCGACAUGAGUGCAGCAGCAUACCUGACUUCGAAAGGGGCUCUCGUCGGCAUGUUCCUGUCGUUUCUGCAUUACCCACAUAUUCAGGAACGGAUAUAUAACGAGAUCGAGGCUAAGAUAGGAACUCGUAACCCUGUUAUUGAGGACCGCUCCAGUCUUCCUUACACCGAAGCAACCAUUCUAGAGCUCCUGAGGUACAUCAGUCAUGCAGUGCUGGGAGUUCCACACAGUUGUAGAAAGGACAUCGAAGUAAGAGGGUUCACCAUUCCAAAGAAUGCUAUGGUGGUCUCCAACCUGUGGUACAUCCACCACGACGAGGCUGUGUGGGGAGACCCGUGGAAGUUCCGUCCGGAGAGGUUCCUCCGAGAUGACGGGACACUCCUCGGCGGGGAACACCCCCUCAGGCGGAAUCUACUUCCGUUUGGGACCGGAAGACGUCAGUGUCCUGGCGAAACUCUUGCGAGGUCAAGGCUGUUCCUGUACGUCACGUUCCUGUUACAGCGUUUCGUGUUUCUGCCACCAGAGGGCGAGACGCUUCCGCCUUUCGACCCGAGUCUCUGGAACCCUGGCAUCAUCAUACAACCGCUGAAGUUCACCUGUAGAGUUUCUUGUCGCCUACAGAAGUGAUGCAAGCGCUUCUUUCUCAGAGACUCUUAUUCGAAGUGAUGAGUUUGAUCGGUCAUCCCACGCACGUGUUAAUUCAAUUGUACUUGUAUGCUUUCAGAACCCACGAAUACAUGCAUGGGGUUCAUGGGAUUUAUUAAGUCUGUCGUUCCUCAAGUAUGAAGAUCCCAACACAACAAGGUGUCAUGUUGAUGAGGAUGAAAAUACCAAAAAAAUAUAAAUAAGGUUAAAUUAGUGGUAUUCAGUUACAAGAAUCUGUUUGUCAUAGUUUACAUGCUUGAUGAAGUUGCAUGCUAGUAUCUACAUCUAGCUAUCAUCCACACAAGUGGCGAAUCCAAGGGGAGGGUGCAGGUCGUGUUCUAGGUGUGGCCACACCCCUUUUUUGAAAUGUGAAUGUGAAAAAAAAAAUGUUACCUACCAUGAUAACGUGUUCAUUUGGUUUACGUAAAAUAAAAAAUGGU